Molecule: messenger RNA, 2132 nt
Organism: Pecten maximus
Lineage: Eukaryota; Metazoa; Mollusca; Bivalvia; Pectinida; Pectinidae
Product: growth hormone secretagogue receptor type 1-like
Exons: 1
Coding region: 298-1635 (445 amino acids)
Biological process (GO): neuropeptide signaling pathway
Cellular component (GO): membrane
Molecular function (GO): neuropeptide receptor activity
Source: RefSeq, a predicted model, not a curated record
UGAACUUCGGACGUAUGUCACAUGCGGGCUAUGUACAGACACUGUUAUUGGUUACAGAUUUUGUUUUCACUCACACGUCUGUUUAUGCGCACGCAUAAACGAGUUUGCUGUAGUAUACGGUAGCCCGUAUAUUAAAACCCAGAGAAACAAAGUUAUUUCAAUCGGCUUCUUCCGGGGACUCGACGACACGUUUGUGAAGAAGUACAUAGGCUAAGUACAGGCCACUUCACAUUUCUUUAUAAAGUGGAGUAUAAUAUAUUUUAUAACAACAAUGUGGCACCACAAAACGCUUAUUUAAUGUUGGCAGACGCAAAGUGUAUCUACCAGGUGGAAGGGUUACCCUUUAUGGGGUACCACACCAACAGAUUCGGAAACGACGUUAUGGAGAACAAAUCUGUGUCGGCUAAUCAGUCAGUCCUCGAAGCUCUCCAACUCUUUGAUACGGCUUACAACAAUAUACCAUGGAAUUGGGAGUACAUCGCAUUGGCCGUAUAUCUAACAUUGUUUGCGAUUGUGGGCACGGUGGGGAAUAUACCCAUUCUUAUUGUUUAUUUCCAUCGGAACGACCACACCACGGCCAAUACCUUUAUAAAAGUGUUGGCGAUCAUCGACCUUUUGGUAUGCUCGCUAAUCAUGCCUUACACCAUGGUGUACGAACUUCACAUGGUCAGAAAUGACGUCAUAUGUCGUACAUUUGAAUUUCUACGUCAUAUUGUGAUAUGUGCAUCUAACAUAACGCUUGUUGCUAUAGCAGUUGAAAGGUACAUUGCAGUUUGUCGACUUACCCUUCGAAUGUCAGUCCAGAAUGUCAACAGGGGAAUGGUAUUCAUUGCAUUGUGUAGCAUGUUAUUUGCGGCGCCAUCUUUAGGAAUAUUUGCCGUUGUGUCGGAUGCUGAAGUUCAUGACGUCAAUUGUGCAUACGACCAUACAGUCACUCGCGGGACAUUCUGCCAUUUCACUUACGCCAUUAUUGGUGAGACACUUGUCACGAUAUACCAAGGUGCACUUAUGAUAGUAUUUUUGCUCACUCUCAUAUUAAUUGUCGUGCUAUAUGUAAUUGUAUAUACAGUUCUUUGGAGAAAAACCCAACUCCGAAAACGAAUGACGGGGAUUCCAAAGGAAUUUUCUUUGACUUCAGAAGCCAGUCAGUCCUAUGGUGACACACAAAAGAAUAAGAUAGACUGGGAAUAUUCUAAGAUUCACAUUCCUGAUGAAGGAACUGCAGUGAUAACGAGUUCCCCUUCGCCUGAACAUGAAGUGACUUCCGAUAUUGUUACGUCAUUGGCACAGAAAACAAAGCAAAACACAACCACAAAUACCUAUAAAUUCCAUGACGUUUUCAAGCGGGUUAGACCAAGUUGUAAGGACACCGGAGAAAAAGUCCGGAGACGGAACCAUAGAAAAACUGCAAAAAUGCUAUUUCUUUGUACUGUGAUAUAUCUAAUAACGUGGCUCCCUUUCUGGCUAGACAUUUUUGGAAUUACAAGGAACAUCGUCUUAAGAUAUCUGUUUUUCAUUGGCAAUGCAACUAACCCCAUCGUGUACGGAAUUGUGAACGGUCAAGUACGAAAAUCACUGAAAAAAUUAGCUUCUGAAAUAGUACAGAAAUGUACUAUAAAACGGGGGCCUAAGUAAAGGUCACUAAAAUUAAACUCGGCUAUUCCAUCCAUGUGUUUAAUCGAACGCUGAUUAAACUUCCAGUGGAUUUAUCAUAUAUGUGUGCUAAGCAGAUCAUUAGAGAUUAACACGUGGGAGAGAUAUUAUCAAUAACGUGACAGUUGCUGAUGUAAAGGUGAUGUUCUAUUGUGUUUCAGUUGUAUGAUUCGUAAUAUGCUUAAAUAUUGAAUUCUUAAUUUGUUACCUAUUUAUUUUCGUACCAUAAAGACAGUGCUUGAACUUGAACAUUUUUGUGACAAAAACGAAAAAAUGAAUAAUGACAAUGAAAGCAUCUAUUGUUAUUGUUAGUGUCUUGUUGUUGUAUUACCGAACGCUGUUUCACACAUUCAAUCAAAUGCUGAACGUCUUUCGGAUAAAUAAGUUCCAUUAGGAGCUAUGGGACAGAUGCAACAUUAAUAUUUUGUUUAUGGUAUGUGUUGUCACAAUUAUUUUUGCAUAAAAUAUUUUGCUAUUGA